Molecule: messenger RNA, 737 nt
Organism: Lates calcarifer (barramundi perch)
Lineage: Eukaryota; Metazoa; Chordata; Actinopteri; Centropomidae
Product: spexin prohormone 1-like
Exons: 6
Coding region: 227-589 (120 amino acids)
Molecular function (GO): neuropeptide hormone activity
Source: RefSeq, a predicted model, not a curated record
AAUUGAUCGGUUGCUCCGUUCAUCCACUCUCCCAGCCGCCCCCGUUUCAUCAAAUUGGCGUGACCUAUAGCUGCUGACAUCAUGAAGGAGCGCGGAGCAAAGAGGGUUCCCCACCCCGGAGGAUAUAAAUACAGGCAGAGGGAACACCGGCUGCAGUGAGUUUACUCCGAGCCUGUCAUCCUCUCAUCCUCCCUGCUGGGCACCAGACACCAGGACCUCUGACACAAUGAAAGUUUUGAGGACCAUCACAUUAACUUAUGUCCUCACCCUUUUACUACUGGCGACAUUUAUCUCACAGUCGUGGAGUGCACCGAAGGGCUCUUUUCAACGGAGAAAUUGGACUCCGCAGGCUAUGUUGUACCUCAAGGGCACACAGGGACGCAGGUUCAUCUCAGAGGACCGAAAAGAAGGAGAUGUCUAUGACACAUUACACUUAGAGACCCGCAGUCAGAACACAGAGAAGCUGAGUGUGGACCAGGCAGCCACUGUCCUGCUCAACUUCCUGCAGCAGGCCAGAGAGGGAGCUGAUGAAAACCCAGAUGAGGUGUAUUUCCAGGAGCUGCCAGUGUGGAAGAGAGAAUUCUUCUGAUAGUCUUUCAUACAUUUGUAAAGCUGCUAGAAAACAUCAUCUUUGUCUUUGAAUGUCAGUUGUUCUGUCCAGUGUGAGGGAGAACAGCCUUUUGUAAAUAUGUAUUCUCUGACUGUUUGAAAUGUGAUGUUUUAAUAAAAACAGAUUG